CGACCAUUUCAAAAUAUACGGAUAAUUGCUUUGUUAGCUUAUAAUCUUCUGGUUUAUACUGGUCGUUCCCGGAUAUCAGCGACCCAAUUUGUCGGGCUGGCUGCAUAAUAUUCUCAGUGAAUGGCGAAAGGUCGUCUUUCUUCAGGCUCGGACUCGUUGGACAGUGAUGAUGAAUUAGAGUGGUUACAAUCACAUCGCAAGCAACGGAAGUCCUCGGCUGUAAGCGAAGAGAUGACGUUCGAUUCAAAGUCAGGUGGAAUAGAGGAGGGUGAAGUAUCCAGUGAUGACCUUGAUGAAGACGAAGAUGAUGGCUUGGAUGACAACCUUAUUGGUGGGGAAGAUGAUAAGCGUCGGUUGGCAAAAAUGAGUGAAAAGGAAAGAGAAGAAGAGCUAUUCAAGAGAGCUGAAAGAAGGGAUGCUAUACGGGCGCGUAAGGCUGUAAAGCAGAAACUAAAAGAAAGAAGGGAAAAAGAAAGAGCUCAGCAGGUAGCCUCUCUAUCGAAACAGUCGGUCGGGGAAUUAAGCAAAUCAAAGAGAUCUGCUUAUCACAACGUCUUUUCAGACAGUGACGAAGGAGAAAAUAGUGAUUCAAGUGGUCUUAGGCCAAAAGGUCUUAAACAACGUAAAAUUGCGCUGGAAAAGAAGAAGGUGGCUCACAGGGAUAAGUUUCAGGAACUUAUUGAACGUCGCAAACAACAGGCUGCUAAAAAGCGUAGAAAUCAUACAUCAGAUGAAGUCGAUAUAUCCGCCCAAAACAGCGCUGGGAGUUCAUCAGAUAGCGAUGGCGAUAGUCCAAAGCCACGCGCAAAAAUUCAAGAGAAGCAUCAGUCCAUGUCCCAGCGUGUGUUUUCUUCGGAGGCAUCAGACUCUUCUGAUUCAAGUAGACCCGGUUCCCGUCCUGUUGCUCGACGUCCAAGUUUUUCAAGUUUGUCGGGUUCACAGAGAUCUGGUUCUUCAAGUGAAGAUGAUGCUCGAGGCAGAAGUCGUUCCCCUGAGGAGGAAUUAGUCUCCUCCGUUGAACAUUUAUCUCGUAUUCGGUUGUCACGUUUUAAAAUGGAAAAAUGGGUUCACAUGCCUUUUUUCGAUAAUUUGAUAAAAGGAUGUUUUGUGCGUAUCAAUAUAGGAUUACAUCAAGGUGUGCCGAUUUAUCGUUGUGCUGAAAUUGUGGACGUUGUGGAAACUCCAAAAAUAUACGAUCUUGGUGAUACGCGAACUAAUAAAGGAAUAGUAGUACGUGUUGGAAAAGAUCAAAGUACAUUUCGUUUGGCGUUUAUUUCAAACUCUGAAUUUCAACAAGAUGAAUUCGACAGCUGGAUGCGGCGAAUACAUCUUGCGAAUAUGAAACCUCCAACUUUGAAUUUUGUUCGAGAUAAAGCUGCUGAAAUAACUGAAGCAAUUAAUCGUCCUAUUCGAGAUGAGCGCGUAGUUGAACAGAUCAUACAAUCCAAGCGUCGUUUUCAAAAAGCUCCAACAAAUUUUGCUCUACGUAAAGCAGAAUUAAUCAAACAACGAGAACAAGCUGAAGCCGAUGGAGAUACUGAAUUAUUGAAACAUUUAGAUAGUGAAAUAGAAGAAAUUGAAUCACAAGCUGAACGAAUUGAACGACGUCGAACUUUAGGCUUCAAAUCAAUUACAUCUAUUAAUCAACGUAAUCGUGCACUUAGUGUACAACAAGCUGAAGAAGCUAUUCGUAAAGAAAGUGAAGAAGCAUUGAAUUCGAAAGAAGAAGAUCCAUUUACACGUGUUCAUUCUCAACCGGUUAUUGUUACAAAGAAAUAUUUGGAGAAUUUACGUCAUAAAAGACUUGGAGUUGUAGCCCAAUCAAAUACUUCCUGUGAUUUGAAUCAAAGUUUUCCGCCACCACCAACUCCUGAUUCGGAAGUAAGCAUGUCGUCUAAACACUCACUGUUGAACACACCAAUUGGGAGUAAUAGUACACUAACUGAAGCGCCUGACUCAAUAUAUUGGUCAUCAGGAGAUAAUAACAGCAACUUAUCAACACCUCAUGAUUCGCUUCAUGCGAUACAUAAUUUCGAAAUAAAUAUUGAUCUAGAUUUAGAUGGGAAUAAUGAUCAGGCGAAUUCCAGCGGACGAACAGGAUCAUCUAAUCCUGAUGUACGACAUUCAACUAGUCCCAGAUCACGUGGUACCGCAAACUCUACUCAUGAUUUCAUCAAUGGCAGUCCACAGACACCAAUGAAUAGUUUAUUCGGCAAAUCAAAUCGUCGAUUGUUAAAUUUACAAGAAUACAAGAAACGUCAUGGAUUAAUUUAAUUGUUAAUUGAUAUGAAAUUGUCGACAUGUUCCUUGUCUGAACAAAUAAUUUUUUUUCUUAAAAAAAUGCUAUUUUUCUUUAUGCGUGCGUGAUUCGUCUUAUACAUAAUACCGGUUGUUCAGUAUGUAAUUUUUGCAUGUGUUUAUGUGUGUUGUAAAUAGCCAUCCAAAGGCCUUUUUCUUCUUUGCUUUACACUUUCUUUUUUUUUUCUUUGUUAAAUGUACAUAAGAGUGAAAACUAAACGUAAUUACCUGU
Molecule: messenger RNA, 2530 nt
Organism: Schistosoma turkestanicum
Lineage: Eukaryota; Metazoa; Platyhelminthes; Trematoda; Strigeidida; Schistosomatidae
Source: the annotation of a GenBank genome assembly